CUCUCCAGAUGAAUCCAAGUCGUGCCCAAUCAAUCAACACCCGAGAUACCUAAACGAAAAUGACCAAAUGGCUUGAAAGAUGUACCUACAACCUUGAAGUCAUUGUAGAGAGUGAUUGAAAAUGGUUUCUGCUCGUGAAUUCUCUGUAGAGCUAUGGUUAUUCGCACUCAACUUUUAUCAGAUCAUGGGUCGGUGAAACCGCUGUCGACCGUUACACUAACCUAGCAGGUACAUUACAUAGUAAAUGAAGGAGAGUACUUACCUACUACCUCCUGCCUAUCAGUCUUGGUUUGCCUUGGGACCUUGGGGCCUUGGGACCUUUGCGAACAGAACAACGGAUCUUUCCACCACUGCAACCUGCUUCGUCGCUCGCAUCGGAUUCUCAAUAACGCUGUUGCUGUCGCCUGUACGCCGAAUCGAGACUCGUCUUCCGUUUCUUUUUUUUUCGCUCUCACGCGCACACCCACACUCGCUUCAACCUCGACGUGCAAACAAACAACGGACCAUCGCAUCAACCAACCAACCAACUCAACUGGAUAGCCCCUCGGCUUUGCUAAUAAUCCCAAUGCGCCAGGUGCUGUGAAGCCACCCACCCGCCUUUCUCCUCCGGCUCUCUUUCUUCCCAAGUACGAUGCGAUACGGGUCGUGGAAACCCUCUAGGUGAUUGAUUCUAACCCUGCCAUUUCGAUUGUGACUCGUCUGGCCAUCUCGCCUAUUGAAUCCUCUUCCUACUUGAUCUCAUUAUGGCCGAAGUCGAAGCUAAACCCAGCACUGCCGAGCUGGCCGAACAACAACAUAAUCAGAAUCAGAACCAGAUUCAGAACCAGAUUCAAGCCCAGAAUCAAGGCCCAAAUCAGUCCAAUUCUCCAGCGCAAUCCUCGACGCCCCCUAGCGCAACGUUCGGCGGUCUGUCUGGCUCACUAACAGCCGCACAGAAUGCCCAAGGCCAGCUGAGCUUCCGAAGGCAACGUGCUUCGAGAGCUUGUGAGGUCCGAUGCGACGCCGCGAGCCUCGGCGUUCCUUGCACCAACUGCGUCGCCUUCCAAAUCGAAUGCAAGAUCCCUCAACCCAAACGAAAGAAGACACAAGCGAACGCAACAAAGGACUCUGAUAGUGAGCGUGGAGAUGCCAACGACAGCCAGUCUCCCCAGCCCAUGGCUGGCUCCUCAACCACAUUUCCAGCAAGACCACCCGCCGUAUACCAUACAUCUGAAGGCGUCCCACCCACUACUCUGACAGAUGCACAGGCGAGGAAGGAGGAGGUCGAUAAUGAUACUUAUGUGAAUCUAGUCAUGAAGCCCAAAUUUACGAGGGCACCCAUUACUGAAGCCGGUCGCGUCGCUUUCCUAGGCGAGUCUUCCAACCUCACAUUGUUAGUCCACGACCGUCAGGGGGCAUCGGAUGUAGUUCACUAUCCAUUGCCCGAAAAUGUCCGCGGAUCAAGAGCAAGAUUGACAGAACUCGACAAUAUCGAAAUCGAUAUCCUGCAUCGGCGUGGCGCGUUCCUGCUUCCCCCUCGACAGUUAUGUGAUGAACUCAUAGAGGCCUACUUCAAAUGGGUGCACCCUAUCGUGCCUGUUCUCAAUAGGACACGGUUUAUGAGACAAUAUCGAGAUCCCGCAAACCCCCCGUCAUUGCUACUACUCCAAGCUAUUUUGCUUGCCGGGUCCCGUGUUUGCCAAAACCAACAGCUUAUGGACGCUAAUGGCUCAACGACACCAGCGGCGUUGACAUUUUACAAGAGAGCUAAGGCUCUAUACGAUGCCAACUACGAGGAUGACCGAGUGACCAUUGUCCAAUCAUUGUUGCUGAUGGGUUGGUACUGGGAAGGACCCGAAGACGUGACUAAAAAUGUUUUUUAUUGGAGUCGUGUUGCUAUAAUUGUUGCUCAGGGCUCAGGCAUGCACAGGAGUGUAGAAGGCUCACAGCUCAGUGCGGCGGACAAGAGGUUAUGGAAGCGCAUCUGGUGGACCUUGUUCACCAGAGACCGAUCAGUCGCCGUGGCUCUGGGACGCCCAUGCAACAUCAAUUUGGAGGAUUGCGACGUUGAAAUGCUGACUGAGGAAGAUUUCAUCGAAGAUGAGCCCAAUCAUGCCGACGGGUUCGCACCAGACCCCAUUCACGUACAAUUCUUUUUACAAUACGUCAAACUAUGUGAGAUCAUGGGCUUGGUCCUCUCACAGCAAUACUCGGUGGCAUCCCGUGGGCGCCGCCAGAAUGCCAUUGAUCUUACUCACAGUGACAUGGCACUGGCUGAUUGGCUCCAAAAUUGUCCGAAGAUAGUAUACUGGGAGAUGCCCCGACAUCAUUUUUGGAGCGCAUUGCUCCAUGCAAACUAUUAUACGACGUUAUGUCUGCUUCACCGAGCACAUAUGCCUCCGAACUUGAGCAGUCAUAGCCAGCCUAGGUUUCCCGACGAGUCCGCUUAUCCAUCACGUACUAUCGCCUUCCAGGCCGCAGGCAUGGUCACGUCCAUCAUUGAAAAUCUAUCGGCCCACGAAGAGCUACGCUAUUGUCCCGCGUUUGUCGUUUAUAGCUUGUUCUCUGCGCUCAUCAUGCAUGUAUAUCAGAUGCGGUCACCAGUGUCGUCUAUCCAACGAGUCACGCAUGAUCGAAUUCGGACGUGUAUGGAUGCUUUGAAAGAGGUUUCCAAGGUAUGGCUUGUGGGGAAGAUGGUAUACACAUUAUUUGAGUCCAUCCUGGGCAACAAAUCUUUUGAAGAGAGGCUGCAGAAAGCAGCUGGUAGGCGGCAUAGAAAAGACAGGCAAGCUUUUGCACAGCUGGAUCAACACCAGCGGCAACAAGAAGCUGCUAAGCGCAAAUAUGAUGAAAUGGCUAUUGACUUCAGCGUAACUACACCCACACCCAUACAUCAGGAGUCAUACGAACGAUCACGACCGCAGACACCGCGAAACGAGCCCAUACCAAACCAAGCCACCAUGGGCCCUCCGCUUACCUCGCCUAAUGUCAAGUCAGGCGAUACCUUUAUGGGAGGGACUAAUAGUAGGCCGCAUACCCGACCAGCGACGCCGUUCAACCCUUCAUUCUCGGUCCCCGGUACGCCGCCAGAUUUAUACCUCGUUACUCGAAACUCGCCAAAUCUUUCGCAAGCCCUGUGGGAGAAUUUCCAUACCGAUCAGCUGUUCCCCGAAAGCUCAACCAUUCCGAUGCCCCAGAUGUCUCCUCCACAAAAUCAGCAGAAUCCAGACCCAAAUGUCAUGUCGCAGAUGCAGGGUAUGUCGUCUCCGGCGUCCGGCCAACCGAACCACUUCCAUGGACUAGGAAUGCAAAAAACGACCGGCGGAAGUCCGCUGCAGGCUAACACUUUCUUACAACCAGGACUAGGAGGAUUCUCAGGCGCCUCUGGAACACUAUGGCCUGGCGGCGACGUGAAUGCCACCAUGCAGGAAGGUCACAGUCCUAGUGACAGCUGGAGUACUGGAUCCGCCCACGGCCAGCCGGUGCCGGCGACCUUAAAUGUAGAGGACUGGUAA
Molecule: messenger RNA, 3494 nt
Organism: Xylaria bambusicola
Lineage: Eukaryota; Fungi; Ascomycota; Sordariomycetes; Xylariales; Xylariaceae
Product: fungal-specific transcription factor domain-containing protein
Exons: 4
Coding region: 744-3494 (916 amino acids)
Biological process (GO): regulation of DNA-templated transcription; DNA-templated transcription
Molecular function (GO): DNA binding; zinc ion binding; DNA-binding transcription factor activity, RNA polymerase II-specific
Source: RefSeq, a predicted model, not a curated record